This is a messenger RNA of Elephantulus edwardii (Cape elephant shrew), 1849 nucleotides long. It is a transcript of the gene DNAI2, whose product is annotated as dynein, axonemal, intermediate chain 2. The transcript is spliced from 12 exons. Gene Ontology annotation, biological process: outer dynein arm assembly; cilium movement. The record is from RefSeq and is a predicted model, not a curated record. The coding region runs from base 23 to 1849 and encodes 608 amino acids. NCBI's taxonomy places the organism in Eukaryota, Metazoa, Chordata, Mammalia, Macroscelidea, Macroscelididae. Gene Ontology annotation, molecular function: dynein heavy chain binding; dynein light chain binding. Gene Ontology annotation, cellular component: outer dynein arm.
CUCUGCCCCCACAGCCGACACCAUGGAGAUCGUGUACGUGUAUGUCAAGAAACGCAGCGAAUUCGGGAAGCAGUGCAACUUCUCCGACCACCAGGCCGAGCUGAACAUCGACAUCCCGCCCAACCCGGAGCUGGCCGAGCAGUUCGUGGAGCGGAACCCCGUGGACAAGGGCGUCCAGUGCUCCACCAGCAUGUCAGAACACGAGGCCAACACAGAGCGCUUUGAAAUGGAGACCAAGGGGGUUAACCACGUUGAGGGGGGCUGGCCCAAGGAUGUGAACCCCCUGGAGCUGGAGCAGACGAUCCGCUUCCGGAAGAAAGUGGAGAAAGAUGAGAACUAUAUCAACGCCAUCAUGCAGCUGGGCUCGGUCAUGGAGCACUGCAUCAAGCAGAACAAUGCCAUCGACAUCUAUCAGGAGUACUUCGAUGAUGAGGACCCGGUGGAGGUGACGGACGAGGCCCCUUCCGCUAAAACCAUCAACGUCUUCAGGGACCCCCAGGAAAUCAAGCGGACAACCACACACCUCUCCUGGCACCCUGACGGCAACCGCAAGUUGGCCGUGGCAUAUUCUUGCUUGAAUUUUCAGCGGGCACCUGCGGGCAUGGGCUUCGAGUCGUACAUCUGGGACAUGGAACAUCCCAACAAGCCUGAAAUGUCCCUGAAGCCGUCUUCCCCCCUCGUCACUGUGGAAUACAACCCCAAGGACUCCCACAUCCUCCUGGGGGGCUGCUACAACGGGCAGAUCGCCUGCUGGGACACCCGGAAGGGCAGCCUAGUGGCCGAGCUGUCCACCAUCGAGUUCAGCCACCGGGACCCUGUGUACGGCACCAUCUGGCUGCAGUCCAAGACGGGUACCGAAUGUUUCUCGGCCUCCACAGAUGGGCAGGUGAUGUGGUGGGACAUUCGAAAGUUGAGCGAGCCCACGGAGCUGUUGAUCUUGGACAUCACCAAGAAGGAGAUGCUGGAGAAUGCCCUGGGCGCCAUCUCCCUGGAGUUCGAGUCCACCCUGCCAACCAAAUUCAUGGUGGGCACAGAGCAAGGCGUGGUCAUCUCCUGCAACCGCAAAGGCAAGACGGCCUCCGAGAAGAUUGUGUGCACCUUCCCGGGUCACCACGGCCCCGUCUACUCCCUCCAGAGGAACCCCUUCUACCCCAAAAACUUCCUGACCGUCGGGGACUGGACGGCACGCAUCUGGUCUGAAGACAGCCGGGAGUCGUCCAUCAUGUGGACCAGGUACCACAUGGCUUACCUCACCGACGGCGCCUGGAGCCCGGUGCGGCCCUCCGUUUUCUUCACCACCAAGAUGGAUGGCACCCUGGACAUCUGGGACUUCGGGUUUAAGCAGUGUGACCCAGCCCUCCGCCUGAAGGUGUGUGAAGAGGCCCUCUUCUGCCUCCGGGUGCAGGACAACGGCUGCUUCGUGGCCUGUGGGUCCCAGCUGGGGACGACCACGCUGCUCGAGGUCUCCCACGGGCUCUCCACCAUGCAGAGGAAUGAGAGGAACAUCGCGUCUUCUAUCUUUGAGCGAGAGACGCGGCGGGAGAAGCUCCUGGAGGCCAGGCACCGGGAGAUGCGGCUGAAGGAGAAGGGCAAGGCCGAGGGCAAGGCCGAGGACCAGAAGGACAACGAGAUGGACGUCAACCUGGAGGAGCUGGUCAGCAAGGCCGAGGCGGAGUUCUUCGAUGUCAUCUUCAAGGAGCUGAAAAGGAAGGAGAUCGACGCCUUGAGGAAGAAGCAGCAGCAUAAGGGCGAAGGGGAAGAAGAGGAAUUGGAGGAUCAAGAGAUGAAAGCAGAGGAGGAGGAGGGCAGAGAGGAAGAAGGGGAGGGUGAGGAAGAGACGCAAGCCUAG